Annulohypoxylon maeteangense is the source of this 480-nucleotide messenger RNA. RefSeq lists its product as uncharacterized. The record is from RefSeq and is a predicted model, not a curated record. Bases 1 to 480 code for a protein of 159 amino acids. The transcript has 2 exons. Lineage: Eukaryota; Fungi; Ascomycota; Sordariomycetes; Xylariales; Hypoxylaceae.
AUGGGUGCCGAAAUGGGAUUCUUGUACGACGAUCUGAUAACGGAUUGCACGAAGCGCCUCAGCGGGCAACAAAUCAAGGUUAAGGUUAACCAGAAGAAAGAGGCCGAGUUCAUUUACGAAAUUGUCCCUUCGGAAAAAGGACCAGUGGACGAGAAAGAGUUAGAGGAGUUAAAACCGACGUGCCUGGGGUUGAAAGCGGAUUCAACCGAAACAUUCUUGACUUUGUUUACAAAGUCAGAGGCUCGAUGUUCCAUUCAGUGGGCGGCAUUUGAAGCAGCGAUGGUAGACCUGGGAUUCUCGGUCAAAUCAGAGUACGGAUCCGUCUACACGUUUGCACCCUCUGACAAAUUGGCACCAGAAAGGUCUAUCAAAAUUCACAGACCUCAUAAAUGUCGCAUCGAAGGCCACAAGCUACUCUUUAUUGCUCGCAUUCCAAAUCGCACUUACGGAUGGACGCAAGACACUGUUCAUGUUGCAUAG